AUGGACCGAGAGUUGUAUCCCUUUGCUGAGGACAGUUUUAGCCGCUUCCCAUCGCAAAGCAAUAUUUACGGACUUUGUCAAGCAGGAGAGCAUGAGCUGCUAGCGGCUACACUUAAAGGGAAGGUGGUCAGCUUCACAUACCAGGAACUACAGCAGAAAAUAAGACCAGUAGCAAAAGAAGUUCAGUUCACCUACAUACCAGUUGAUGCAGAGAUUGUCUCAAUUGAUGCAUUCAAUAAGUCUUCACCCAAAAGUGGCCUUGUUGUCGGCAUCACAUUUAUCAAGGACUCAGGUGACAAAGCCACCCCUUUCCUGAACAUCUACUGUGACUAUGAGCCUGGCUCAGAGUUCAACCUAGAAUCUAUUGCGCAAAGUUGUCUCAAUCUGGAAUUGCAGUUCACACCCUUCCAGCUAUACCACACGGAAGUGCAAAGGGAUGACAGCGUCAGAGAAACUGUGUUUCUUCUCAGUGGUCACGACCAGAGAGUCCACCUGUACAAGGAGAAUGCAUCACUGCACCAGUUUGAAGAGCAGCCGGUGGAGAGACUCUUUCCAGAGCUACAGCAAUUGCCCAGCAAUGUGUUAUGGAUGGACAUGUUGUGCAUACCUGGAGGCCAACGACUGUCGGCAUUUGGCUGUCAAAAUGGCUGUGUUGGACUAGCUGUGGUCAAACAGUAUCCACCAGAAGUUUUGCAGAGCUGGCGUGUUCAGUUCGACAGUCCCAUCUCCAUUGUGCUGCUAUUUCCUCUCAUCGGCCAAACAGAGCUGCCGAGUGGAGAAAAAGGUUUUGGUAAUGAAGGCUACAAUCUACUGGUGACCAGUACAAUAGAAAUGGCAGUUGUCUACAGAAAUGUCCAGGAGAAAGGCCUGUCCCAAUCGCUAUUCCUCGCUGAGAGUGACCAGUGGGAUGCAGUGCUUUGUGCUUUGGUUAUUGAUCUGGAUUUUGAUGGGCAGAAAGAGGUGCUGCUAGGAACAUAUGGGCAGGAGCUUCUCUGUUACAAAUUCCAACACGCAGCAGCAGGAGAGGAGGGACAUUUUCAGUUGUUGUGGCGACGGAGUUUCAAGAGUCCUUUGCUGUCAAUCAUCUACUUAGACCUGACAGGGGAUGGUUUGAGAGAGCUGGCUAUCCUCACGCUGAAGGGACUGCAUAUCUUACAGCAUAGUCUUACCAGCACUGCUGAUCUGGUGCUGAAACGUCUUGCCAGGAGGGUGGAAGCUCUGACCGUUAACUCCAAGCCUGAGCCGACUGAAGAUCGACAAACGCAUGAAAAAAAUCUGCCUAAUGAAGUAUAUCGGUUCUUUUUCUGUUGUAUUGUUGAACGGAAUGGAACUGGUUAA
This is a messenger RNA of Nerophis lumbriciformis (worm pipefish), 1338 nucleotides long. Lineage: Eukaryota; Metazoa; Chordata; Actinopteri; Syngnathiformes; Syngnathidae. The record is from RefSeq and is a predicted model, not a curated record.